Pocillopora verrucosa is the source of this 454-nucleotide messenger RNA. The record is from RefSeq and is a predicted model, not a curated record. Lineage: Eukaryota; Metazoa; Cnidaria; Anthozoa; Scleractinia; Pocilloporidae.
GAACAGCAUUUCAUUUGCAUUCCAUUAGGGUAUGUCCAUCAGAAGCUUCCUGCGUGGCUUAGCAAAUUUAGAGCUACAGGAUAGUGCACGCCUGGCGUCAAGCAAUGUUCAAUGUCAAGGAGGACUGCAGAGGAUACGGAGAUUAAAAACCCGAGAUAACAGAGCAGCUACUAUAGAUCAAGACUUUGUCCUUCAUCGAAGCAUGUCUUUCAAAUGUGGAAUUUUCCUGUUGGUGCUGGUGUGCAGCAUUGGAUAUUGUAAGUAUCUUUCCGUUCACAUCCCCAAGCACACAAAUACACAUACACAAAUCAAAAUAGUGCUGAAUCUUUCAUUGUUUUUAAAAUGUGGUGUUCAUAACAAAAGUCUAAGCAAUUCACUGACAUUAAUGCACAGCAUUAAUGCUCGGUUACCACCGUUGCUGAUCGCGUUUUUAGCCUAACUUACGGCUGACCCA